Melospiza melodia melodia is the source of this 2984-nucleotide messenger RNA. Its product is annotated as bMERB domain-containing protein 1-like. The record is from RefSeq and is a predicted model, not a curated record. The coding region runs from base 2034 to 2519 and encodes 161 amino acids. Lineage: Eukaryota; Metazoa; Chordata; Aves; Passeriformes; Passerellidae. The transcript is spliced from 6 exons.
CUCCUCCUGUCCCAUCCCUGCCACCUCCUCCCGUCCCAUCUCUGUCACCUCCUCCCGUCCCAGCCCUGUCACCUCCUCCUGUCCCAGCGCUGCCUCCUCCCCUUGCCCGCCCUGCCGAGGAUUCCCCUCUCGCAGCUGGCAUGGCUGUGCCGAUGCCAUUCUGGGAUUCUGGAGCUGCUCCAGCCCUGGCGCUGCCCCCGGGAAAUCCCUGCAGGGAACCUCAGCGCAGUGAUGGUUCCAGCAGGGAUCAGAACCUCCCGGGUCAUUCCCAGGCCAGGAGGGACCGUCCCUGUCCCCAGCCCCGCCCUGUGCCCCAGGCAAGCUGAGGUGUCCCCAGGGUGUCCCCGGGCAGGUUGGGGGGUCCCUGGGGUGUCCCUGGCGUGUCCCUGGGCACAGAGGCUGCAGGAACCCCGGGUUUGUGUAUCUCUGUGUUUAUUGACACAGAGGGGACACAGCAGCACAGCUUUUGGUGCCAGCUGUGCCACCUGUCCCUCCAGCUGUGCUGGUCCCUGCACAUCUGGCAGCGUCUGCAGCGGGCCCCUGGGGCCGUCCCCAGCUGCUCAGCUGGGUGCAGCUGCAGCCAAACAUCCCAGGCCAGAGGAGCUGUGGGGGAGCAGAGCCCCAGAGUGCUCGGGAUGAAGGACCUCAGCAUCCCGGUCCCCUAGCAACCGCACUCUGGUCCCUUAGCAACCGCACGGUGAUGCUGUAGCAGGCACAGGCCGGUCCCUUGGCAACCGUCAGGAGGGGGGGAAAGGGAGAGCAGAGCUGGGCAGGAGCUGCUGGGGGCUCAUCCAGCCCCACCCUGAGCCCCAACAGGAGCUGCUCAUCCAGCCUCACCCUGCCCUGAGCCCCAACAGGAGCUGCUGGGGGCUCAUCCAGCCUCACCCCGAACCCCAACAGGGACCAAGGGAAGAGUCACGCCCUGGCAUCAGCCUCAGCCUUCCCUUCCUGCCUAGGGGCAGGGACACAACCUCUAAGGACCCUCCUGGGUUUCCAAGCCAGAAACAGCAGAAAAGUCUUCCCCAAACCAUACACAUGGAUCCAAACCAUCGGAUUUCCACAAUAAACCUUCCCUGCUGGAAGUUUUGGAAAUGUGUCCCACUCUGGGAAUGAUUUCCUGAGCAGUGUUUCGUGAUGGGGAGAGGACACAGAGUGCAGAGAGUUUGCUCCUGUGCCUUGGAGUUUGAUUCUUCCUGCCCUGUAACCCUCAGGGUUGGGAUGCCCAGACCACACAGCCUGGCAUCUCCCAGCAUCCCUGCCUGGGCAAUCCUGCUCCUGGAGCAGCUGCACCUUCUGUGCUUCCCCCUCUUCCUGGGAGCAGCUGGAUUUCUGUGCUUUCCCCUCUUCCUGCACAGGGAAAGUCCCAGGGCUGCAGGAAGGCAAAGCCUCAGAGGGGAGCUGUGUUCUGUAAGGGUCAGAGGAAGCAGAGCCAGCCCUGCAGGAGUUUUUGGAAUGUUGUUUGGAAUGUUGUCCCCCAGCCUGGCUCUGCCCCUGUCCCCAGCACCCCCGGGGAUGUGGGGCUGGCUGGGAUGUGACAAAGGUGCUGCUGCUGGCACUGGUGACAGGCUCAGGUGACAGGCUCAGAGUCGUGUCUGAGGCAGCCCAGGCUGGGAGCUGGCCUGCAGCAAAUCCUCAGCUGUUCCCAAAUCCUCAGUUGUUCCCAAAUCCUCAACUAUUCCCAAAUCCUCAGCUAUUCCCAAAUUCUCAGCUAUUCCCAAAUCCUCAGCUGUUCCCAGAUCCUCAGCUGCUCCCCAAACCCGGCUGGGAGUCCCUGUGGGAUCCCCACAGCAUGCAGAGGAACCCAUGGGCCAGGCAGGAGCAGCGGGUGGGAUUUGUGUGUGAGUCACCGCGGGGGAGGCAGAGCUGCUGCUCAGAGCCACGGCCAGAGGUGGAUGGGCUUUCACCCUGUGCAUCCUCUCAAACACACAUCACAGCCCCUUUAUCCCACGUUUUGCUGUGAAGCUCCUGCCUCACCCUGAGCCGGUGACCCCCCCUUCCCUGCCUCAGUUUCCCCAGAGGACGAGAUCGUGUCCAUGGCCGACUCCACCACCACCGUGGAUGACAUCGAGGGGGAGCUCUUCAGGAUCGAGCGGAUCCGGGAGAUCCUGGUGCGCCGGGAGUCGGAGCUGCGCUACAUGAUGGACGACAUCCAGCUGUGCCAGGAGAUCAGCCGGCUGAAAACAGAGCUCCAGAAACUGCUGGACCUGCCAGAGAACCAGAAAUCCAACGAGGAGAAGCAGAGGGAAGAGGAGCUGGUGCAGCAGAUCCACAAGCUGGUGGAGACGCGGGAUUUCCUGGUGGAUGAUGUGGAGUUUGAAAGGCUCAGGGAAAGGGAAGAGGACAAGGAAAUGGCCGAGUUCCUGCAGAGCAAGCUCUCCAAAAGCUGCCUCCAGAGAGCGACUCCUGUCCCAGAGAAGAAGAUGACAUCGAGGGGACAGCAAACCUCGGCUCCCUAUGUGACCAAGACAGGGCUGGCCCUGCUCAGGGGGUGCUGUGGCUUCACCUGCUCCAUCAUGUAGGGCACUGCCAGCGCCUGGCACAGGACACGGCCGUGGUAGGGGCACGUCCUGGGGACACGGGACGGGCAGGAGGGGCUUCCUUGGAGCUGAUCCUGCCCUGGGGCUGAUCCUGCCCUGGGGCUGAUCCUGCCCUGGGGCUGAUCCUGUCCUGGGGCUGAUCCUGCCCUGGGGCUGAUCCUGUCCUGGGGCUGAUCCUGUCCUGGAGCUGAUCCUGUCCUGGGGCUGAUCCUGUCCUGGGGCUGAUCCUGCCCUGGGGCUGAUCCUGUCCUGGGGCUGAUCCUGUCCUGGAGCUGAUCCUGUCCUGGGGCUGAUCCCAGCCUGGAGCUGAUCCUGUCCUGGGGCUGAUCCUGUCCUGGGGCUGAUCCCAGCCUGGGGCUGAUCCUGUCCUGGAGCUGAUCCUGUCCUGGGGCUGAUCCCAGCCUGGAGCUGAUCCUGUCCUGGGGCUGAUCCUGUCCUGGGCUGAUC